AUGUAUGGAAACUUCAUGGACAAUCUAAGACUCUUGCAAAAAGGAGGAGCUGGUGGAAUGGGUUAUCCUCGAUUAGGUGGAGAAGGAGGCAAAGGUGGUGAUGUCUGGCUAGUAGCCAAAAAAAGAAUGAGCUUAAAAAAAAUAAAAGAUAAAUAUCCAGAAAGGUUUGUGGCAGGAGAAGGAGCAAAUAGUCGAAUCAGUGCAUUAAAGGGAGACAAAGGCCUGGAUUAUGAAAUAUCUGUGCCUGUAGGCAUUACAGUAACCGAUGAGAGAGGCCAAAUCAUAGGAGAACUCAAUAAAGAGGAUGACAGAAUUUUAAUAGCACAAGGAGGACUUGGGGGUAAUUUGCUUUCAAAUUUCCUGCCAUCCAAGGGCCAAAAAAGAAUAAUUCACCUUGACCUAAAGCUUAUAGCUGAUGUAGGCCUUGUAGGAUUUCCAAAUGCUGGAAAAUCCUCUUUACUAAGUAAAAUUUCCCAUGCAAAACCCGAGAUUGCAGAUUAUGCAUUUACAACAAUAAAACCUCAGUUGGGAAAGAUUAUUUAUAAGGAUUUCAAACAAGUAUCUGUAGCUGAUCUUCCAGGUUUAAUUGAAGGAGCACAUAUGAACAAAGGAAUGGGACACAAGUUCCUCAAGCACAUAGAAAGAACCAAACAGCUUCUUUUUGUUGUUGAUGUCUCUGGGUUUCAGCUUUCUUCAAAAACAAAAUUCAGAUCUGCCUUUGAAACGGUAAUAUUACUUACAAAGGAGCUGGAGCUAUACAAAGAAAACCUCAUGAUGAAACCUUCACUACUUGCCGUUAAUAAGAUGGAUUUACCAGAUGCUAAAGAUAAAUUCAGUGAACUUGUGAACCAGCUACAGAAUCCUAAAGAUUUUUCGGAUCUCUUUGAAAAAGAAGAAAUUCCAGCAAAAACUGUGGAGUUCCAAGAUAUCAUCCCAAUAUCUGCACAAACAGGAGAAGGAAUUGAAGAAUUAAAGAAUUGUCUAAGAAUAUCUCUAGAUGAACAAUCCAAUCAGGAAAAUGAACAUUUCUAUAAAAAACAGUUGCUUAAUUUACAAAAUUCAAAAUUAUCAUUUAUUGGUCCAUAAUGCUCUGGAAGAAAAUAAUGGAAUGUCAUUAAAAUGUUAUUAAUGCUAUUAAACUAGAUGACUUUGAAGAUUCCCACUCUGUAUGUGAUCUGGUGAUAUUGAUUGUUUUUAUGGAUGCACAUGAAAGGAUCUUUCUUUUGUUCUUUUCACAAGUGAUCUUGAAGAAUCUUGCCUUUUAUAGGGGGUGGGGAGAAGUCAGCAAUUUGGAGGGACAAGAAAUAAAUUAAGCAUUUACUUCCUAAGGUGGUGUUCAAGAAAUGUGACAAGAAACGAAAUGUACAGUCUUUCAGAAAAUGUUAAAGUGCCUGUUCCAUGCCACUAGGAGGUACUACUAGUAGUGUGUCUCCAGAUUGUAAAAACGUUUAAAAUAUUUUUUUUUAUCAAGAGUGUUCUUAGUGUUUUUAAUAUGUUAUUAGGGUCAUCAGAACAGUUCUUAACCUGGGGUCCACAAACUGGUUGUAAAUAUUUUAUUCACUGUGUUUAUUAUAAUUUCUUUCCUUUGUUAUUCUGUACAUUUUAUGCACUUAAAAGCACUAUUCUGAGAAGGGCUUCAUAGGCUUUACCAGACUGCCAAGGGGUUCCAUGACACUAAAGUUAAGAAAUUCUGUUCUGGCCUGUUAUGCACUCCAUAAUAGGGUUUUGAUGUUCCUUAUCUUUGACAACUUUUAUAAAUCUGAAAUUGGACCUUUAAAAUCAUUAUUGCUAAAUUUGUAUAACAGUAAAAAAUACCAGAUGAAGUGGAAGAGAAUUUUCCUAAAACCUGUUUUCUCAAUGAAAUAGAAUAGGGAUAGAGUUUAUGCCUGGGAUUUCAGUACUUAGGGGAAUUUAACUGUUAGGAAAACUCUCUUAAUGCAAAUCACUGCCUGAUCUACUCCUAAUCUUAGUAUCUUGCUCCUAGCUAGGGGCCAGGGUGUGGGGCCCCUGCUUGAGUACUGUGUCUUUAGGAAGUGUUGAACAAAAUAACUAGAAAUAUUAUGCAAUGUUGGUCUUGUUAAUUUUCUAAAUAGGUGGCCUGCAGGGAUAGAUCUCUUUCCUUUUUUUCACACUAGUUUGACAUACUAGCCUAAGGCAUUGGGAGGUUAAGGGACCUCAGGGUAUUUAAAAUCAGUAUGUCUCAGACAAGACUUGAACCUGUUUGUUUCUAGCUCAGACUACCUCAUUGCCUCUCAAAACUUUAGUUUUAGGAAUAUAUUUUUGCUUAAUGGUAAUAUUUCUUUUUGCUGCAAAGGAAAUUAUGUAUAUUUGGUGGUGAUGUUGAGUUGUUUCAGGCGUGUCCAACUCUGUGACUUCAUUUGGGGUUUUCUUGGUAAAGACACUGGAGUUGUUUAUAUAUUUAGACAUAGUACUGAUUUCUUGGUUGAGGCUUAGCCUGCAUUGGUAUAUGUUAACUAAUACUAUAAAGAAUUAUCCUUUAACUGGUUUGUUCCAAACACUGACAUACUAUUAAGAGUCACCUUUUCCAUAUUUCUCCUUAAAUGUUGAGACAUAAUUCUUCAAGACUACUUUGGGAAUGAAUGAAUGAAUAAAAAACAUUUUUAUUAGCACUUACUAAGUACAAAGCACUGUGCUAAACAUUGUUGAUACAAAUUAGAAAAGCAAGAGUCCCUGAUCACAAAUGUAAACAUACGAAAUCAUAUACCAGUAGAAAUAAAAUACUGUACAAAUCGUUUUUACAAAUGUACUAGUAGAAGUAAAUUAUUUUGGAACUAAUGGCUCCCGAAGGAGUAGAAAGCCAUCUAUAUAUGUGGCUAUAUGUUGUGAAGCUUCAACCAAGAGAAUGUUGCAUGUAGUAACAGCAGUGUUGUUUGAAGAAUAAUUAUGAAUGACCAACUGAGUACUAAAUACUCAGAUCAACUAUAAAGGAUCUAUGAAGGAAGAUGCCUUCCAUCUCCAUGGAAAGAACUGAUAAAUAGAAAGAGCAUAGUACUUACGUUUUCUAAAUCUGUCAGAGGUUAGUGGCCUUCCCUAGUGUUGGGUGACGAGAGAGGAGGAAACAAUUCAGAACUUAAAAUGUAACCAAAAAAUAAAUUUAAAAAAAAUCUAGAAGUUGAUUUUGAGAGUUUCCCACAAGAACUGAUUAUAUCAUGAUUCUACUUGGAAGUCAAGAGUAUUUGUUUA
Dromiciops gliroides (monito del monte) is the source of this 3204-nucleotide messenger RNA. It is a transcript of the gene GTPBP10, whose product is annotated as GTP binding protein 10. NCBI's taxonomy places the organism in Eukaryota, Metazoa, Chordata, Mammalia, Microbiotheria, Microbiotheriidae. Gene Ontology annotation, molecular function: magnesium ion binding; GTPase activity; GTP binding. The record is from RefSeq and is a predicted model, not a curated record. Gene Ontology annotation, cellular component: mitochondrion.